GGAGCAGGAGGAGUGGGAAGGAGCAAACAGGAGGACUCGUCCACUCGGGGAGUGGGACACGCAGGCAGCUCUCGGGCUGCGGCUUCCAGGGCUGUGAAGUGUGCGGGCCGGUGCGGGAUCAGGCGGUGGGACAGAGUCAGGAGUGCCUCCUCUAGGCUGGAAGUUUGUCCCGGGUUUUCUGGAAGGAGGUGCGGAGCUCCGGAGCGGCUCGGUCUCCUCCUCUGCAGCCGGAGCAGCAGCUGCAGCGGCGGGCAGCUCCUCCUGCCUGGCUCCCUGCCUGCCCUCAAACUGGGUGUGUUUAACGCGGACUUUGGCGCAGAGCAGAUCCCGGAUCCCAGCUGCUGGAAAACAGAUUUCCACUUUACUUCCAGCCCGGAGCCGAGCAGCGGCCAGCCUGAGCGCUGCUGGCCGGCCGGAGGAGCCUCUGAGGCGGGGAAGUGCAGCUCGGAGAGUCGAGUCCUCCCCGGAGCUCCCCUCCCCCCCUCUGGGUUCUAAGUUUUCUGCGUGGUUCUGUCCCGGUUCGGGACCGGUUCAGUUCUGGGGUGUUUCUUGGACGGGUCAGGAAGUUUGCUCGGUGUGGAACUUGGUGUCGUCGUGGAGGGAUUUUAAUUGGAUUUUCUUGGAUUUUACGGGGGGAAAACCACUGGAAAGCUGCUCUGAGCGGGCGGCGUGUGUGUGGUUCUGAGCUCCUAACGGAACCGAGCCGAGUCAGAACAUGCCCGUUAGAAAGAAAGACGCCCAGCGGGCCCUGCUGCUCCUGGAGGAGUACCGGAACAAGCUGAACCACACGGAGGACCGGCAGCUCCGGCUCUCCAUCCAGAGAGUCAUCGACAUCUUCCAGAGCAACCUGUUCCAGGCUCUCAUAGAUAUCCAGGAAUUUUACGAAGUGACCUUACUGGACAGCCAGCGGUGGGCGGAGUCUUCCCGGGGGGCGGAGCCGGGCGUGCCGCUCCACCUGUGGGACCUGUCCAGCCUGCAGAGCCCGACCGGAACCUCCGAGACGCUGCCCAGCCUUAGCACCAGCAUCGAGGAGUCCCCCCUCCUUAACGAAAUCCUGCACACCUUGGCGCAGGCCAAGCUGUCCCCCCGCCAUGACGGCCAGAAGUACCGGCACCACGAUGAGGACUCGUCCCCCCAGGACCAGAGCUCCCCCCCCCUCACGGAGGAGGGGGCGGGGCCAGAGCUGGUCCAGGUCGCCGAGAAGAACCUGAACCAGAUCGAGAACGUCCACGGAUACGUCACCCACGCCCACAUCUCACCUAUGAAGCAGGCCGAGGCCGCCCCGCCCUGCUCUCCUAUAAUCCCUGUGAUCCCCAUCGCUCCAAUCCCAGCCGAGACCUCCGCCAUCCCCGCAGCGUCACAGGCCAAUCCUCCGCCCGUGGUGGUCAACACCGACAGCCUGGACACGCCGCCAUACGUCAACGGGACGGAGGCUGAAUAUGAGUACGAGGAAAUCACGCUGGAGAGGGGAAACUCUGGGCUGGGCUUCAGCAUCGCCGGAGGGACCGAUAACCCCCACAUCGGUGAAGACCCCAGCAUCUUCAUCACCAAAGUCAUCCCUGGAGGAGCCGCCGCCCAGGAUGGACGGCUCAGGGUGAACGACGUCAUCCUGCGGGUGAACGAGGUGGACGUCCGGGACGUGACCCACAGCCGGGCCGUGGAGGCGCUGAAGGAGGCGGGGUCUCUGGUGCGCCUCUACGUCCGGCGGAGGAAGCCGCUGUCGGAGAAGCUGAUGGAGAUCAAGCUGGUGAAAGGACCCAAAGGUCUGGGCUUCAGCAUCGCGGGCGGCGUCGGGAACCAGCACAUCCCCGGAGACAACAGCAUCUACGUCACCAAGAUCAUCGAAGGCGGCGCCGCGCAGAAGGACGGCAGGCUGCAGAUCGGAGACAAGCUGCUGGCCGUGAACAGCGUCUGUCUGGAGGAGGUGACCCAUGAACACGCCGUCACUGCCUUGAAAAACACUCCUGAUGUCGUCUACUUGAAAGUGGCAAAACCCAACAGUGUCUUCAUGAACGACAGCUUCGCCCCACCAGACCUCACCAACUCCUACACGCAGCACCUGGAGAACCAUAUCAGCCCCCCCAGCUUCGUGGGCCAGCCCCUCCCCCCGCCGGCGUCGUCGGGGCGAUACUCGCCGACGCCAAAGGGCAUUCUGGGAGAAGAUGACGUCACACGGGAGCCGAGGAAGGUGGUUCUGCACCGCGGGGCGACGGGUCUGGGCUUCAACAUCGUGGGCGGCGAGGACGGAGAGGGCAUCUUCAUCUCCUUCAUCCUGGCCGGCGGCCCGGCCGACCUGAGCGGGGAGCUGAGGAAAGGAGACCGCCUGGUGUCGGUGAACGGCGUGGACCUCCGGAACGCCACGCACGAGCAGGCCGCCGCCGCCCUGAAGAACGCCGGCCAGACGGUGACCAUCGUCGCCCACUACAGGCCAGAAGAGUACAGCCGGUUCGAGGCCAAGAUCCACGACCUGCGGGAGCAGAUGAUGAACAGCAGCAUCAGCUCGGGCUCCGGGUCGCUGCGGACCAGUCAGAAGAGGUCACUCUACGUCAGAGCUCUGUUCGAGUACGACAAGACGCGGGACUCGGGUCUGCCCAGCCAGGGCCUCAACUUCAAGUUCGGAGACAUCCUGCAUGUGGUGAACGCCUCGGACGACGAGUGGUGGCAGGCCCGGCACCUGACGCCUCAGGGGGAGCUGGAGGAGGUGGGAGUGAUCCCCAGCAAGAGGAGAGUGGAGAAGAAGGAGCGAGCGAGGUUAAAGACGGUGAAGUUCAACGCCAAGUCAAGAGAGCGAGGGCAGUCCGUCAAUGACAAGCGUAAAAAGAACCUCUUUACCCGAAAGUUUCCUUUCUACAAGAGCAAAGAGCCGAGCGAGCAGGAGACCAGCGACGCCGACCAACAUGUGACGUCUAACGCCAGCGAUAGUGAAAGUAGCUACCGUGGGCAGGAUGACUACGUUCUGUCCUAUGAACCCGUCGUUCAGCAGGAAGUGAACUACACCCGACCCGUCAUCAUCCUCGGCCCGAUGAAGGACCGGAUCAACGACGACCUGAUCUCUGAAUUCCCAGAUAAAUUCGGCUCCUGUGUCCCGCAUACGACCCGGCCCAAACGGGACUACGAGGUGGACGGGCGGGAUUACCACUUCGUGGCGUCGCGGGAGCAGAUGGAGAAGGACAUCCAGGAGCACCGCUUCAUCGAGGCGGGCCAGUACAACAACCACCUGUACGGAACCAGCGUGCAGUCUGUCCGCCAGGUGGCCGAGAAGGGGAAGCACUGCAUCCUGGACGUGUCCGGCAACGCCAUCAAGAGGCUGCAGCUGGCGCUGCUGCACCCCAUCGCCAUCUUCAUCAAACCCAAAUCCGUGGAGAACAUCAUGGAGAUGAACAAACGUCUGACGGACGAACAGGGAAGGAAAACCUUCGACCGCGCCGCCAAGCUGGAGCAGGAGUUCACCGAGCACUUCACAGCCGUCGUCCAGGGCGACACGCUGGAGGAGAUCUACGAUCAGGUGAAGCAGAUCAUCGAGGAUCAGUCGGGUCCGUUCAUCUGGGUUCUGUCCAAGGAGAAGCUAUGAGGCGGCGCCGCCGCUCCUCUUCAUCACUUACGUUAUUCUGGAAGAAGAGUCCAGCUGCAGAGGCAGCCUCACCCUCCGUCAUCCAUCCAUCAUCCAUCAUCCAUCCAUCAUCCAUCAUCCAUCCAUCAUCCAUCCAUCCAUCAUCCAUCAUCCAUCCAUCAUCCUCCAUCAUCCUCCACCCCUCAGCGAUCAGCUUCAUGUUGUUUCGCCUGAUUUGGAAGCUCACAGGAAGUGACAUCACACUCAGCACGGUACAGCUCCUUAAUGUUUAAGGACGGAGAACUUCGGAGGAGAAGAGUUCGGAAACGUACGAAGCAGAUUUUCUUCCCUUUUCUUGUUUUUUGUUGGUGGGUUUUUUCCAGCCGGCUCCGUUUGUCGGGUCGGAGGAACCAGAGACACAAAAA
Molecule: messenger RNA, 3975 nt
Organism: Poecilia reticulata (guppy)
Lineage: Eukaryota; Metazoa; Chordata; Actinopteri; Cyprinodontiformes; Poeciliidae
Gene: dlg1b
Product: discs large MAGUK scaffold protein 1b
Biological process (GO): establishment or maintenance of epithelial cell apical/basal polarity; chemical synaptic transmission; regulation of postsynaptic membrane neurotransmitter receptor levels
Cellular component (GO): basolateral plasma membrane; neuromuscular junction; postsynaptic density membrane
Molecular function (GO): ionotropic glutamate receptor binding; protein kinase binding
Source: RefSeq, a predicted model, not a curated record